CGCUUGAGUUUGGCACUUUUUCUCGAUCGCUCCUUUCCAUGCAAUAUGUUUGAAGCCAAGCUCUGCUGGCGAUGAGUUUACUCCGGCUCUGUGUAUCCAAUGGCUUGACUAAGAGUCUUGCUCCCGCCGUGCGCGAUCCUUCACGACGUCUAUGGCGAAUUCCACAGCCAACCCGAGCGCGACUUGACUUCGCAAUCCGAUCCUUCUCGUCGGCCAACAGAUCCCGGAGGAAGAUAGAUUUUACGCAGAAACAAGGGGAGGCAAAUACGAAAGAUGAGCUGGAAAAUGCUCAGCGGGCGGUCCACCACAAAGGACCCUGGAAGAAUACUGGCAAGACAUCAUCACUGCGAAGUGUGGCCGUCGAAGCCCAGAGAUCACGCGCCUUUGUGAAAUCAAGAGGCAGGACGCGAUUUAUAGACCCAGACGCGGAGACCAAGACUGUCACAGCCUACUGUGCGGCGGAAACAUACAGCAUCUCAUCCGCUGCUCGACUCGUCAAGGCCCAAGGCUACGAACUCGAUCCCUUCCAAACCGGCCUAUACCCUCAGGUCAUCCAUGUGCAAACCUCCGACAGACCCUCAGAGGUCAAGGACUAUCAGCAAGGCGACAUCUUCAUUUUCCCAUCAGGGACGGUGGUGACGUGGAACGUCCGAGAACGAGAAGCCUUGAAGCUAGUCAAUCAAGUACUGCCAGCAGCAGCAGAGGGCUCACAUCUCGAUCUCCUCGAGACAGAAGACCUCGACUACCUCGAAGAUCCAAGUAAAGAGACGAGCGAAGUAGUCGGUGACACCAUCGUCCUCGGCACGAAAGCGGAACAGGAAUCGACAGAUGCGCAGCACGAGUCCAAGAUUAAUGACAACGAGCAACGCCACGAAGUUGACACCAUCCUCGCCAAGAUAGCAUUCUCCUCUGGCCUCGCGCGCUCCACCAAGCUCGCCGUCCUCGAAACAUUAUUGUCAAACUACCAGCAUUCCACCCGCGAAAUUCCCGCCAUGCUCGCUUCCAACAAAACAUCUGCCCUACAGAGCCGCCACAAACUCUUCACUCGCUCUUUUAUCCUACGAAAAACCGGAGAACUCCUGUCGAUCCGCGCGCAACUCAAUCUCUACAGCGAGCUUACUGACAGCAUGCCGGACAUAUUCUGGGACAGCCGGCACGAGUUGGGAUUAGGAGAAUACUAUGACCAAGUCGGCCGCGCCCUCGACGUAGGCGUACGUAUCAAAGUCUUGAACGAGAAGAUUGGCUUCGCGCAGGAGAUCGCAUCAGUUCUGCGAGAGCAGCUCAGCGAAAAGCACGGGUUGAGGCUCGAGUGGGCCAUCAUUGCUCUGAUUGCCGUCGAGGUGGUGCUCGAGUUUUACCGGCAUUGGACAGAGAGAAAGGAGAGGGAUGGUCCGGCGAGUACGGAGGCGUUGUUGAGAAGAUAUUUGCUGAGCAUGGCAAGCGAGCAGAAGCCAACGCCGCCCGCUUGAAUGUGCGACUUCGAACAUAAUUAGAGGAUAUUUUCCUUACCUAGACUUGUGAUACCCUACUCAAUAGACUACCUUUCGUCUCCACGUGC
Cucurbitaria berberidis CBS 394.84 is the source of this 1558-nucleotide messenger RNA. RefSeq names its product DUF155-domain-containing protein. The transcript has a single exon. NCBI's taxonomy places the organism in Eukaryota, Fungi, Ascomycota, Dothideomycetes, Pleosporales, Cucurbitariaceae. The record is from RefSeq and is a predicted model, not a curated record. Bases 72 to 1469 code for a protein of 465 amino acids. Gene Ontology annotation, biological process: positive regulation of mitochondrial translation.